Molecule: messenger RNA, 4617 nt
Organism: Puntigrus tetrazona (Sumatra barb)
Lineage: Eukaryota; Metazoa; Chordata; Actinopteri; Cypriniformes; Cyprinidae
Product: E3 ubiquitin-protein ligase RNF183
Exons: 2
Coding region: 529-1107 (192 amino acids)
Biological process (GO): protein ubiquitination
Molecular function (GO): ubiquitin protein ligase activity
Source: RefSeq, a predicted model, not a curated record
UCCUUUCUAGCUGCAUCAUGGGCGUCAGUAAUGGGACACCCUUCUGCUGCUUUGCAUAGUUUUGGGCCGUUCUUUGAUGGAAACCUGUAAGCAUUUCCAAGGCAAAUCUGUUAUUGCGAACAGAUCUAGUACGUGGGCAGAACAACAAACAAGGCUGUUUACCAGUUGCACUUCAUUCUCUACAACUGAUAGAGAUGGUAUAGAGAGGGAAUAAGGACAAUCCAUCCAGAGCAACCUGAAGUCAAGCAUCUAGUUUUGCAAGCCGAGCAAAAUCCUUGUAUAAUUUUCCAUUUUUUGUAUAAUUUUGACAUUUACAUGAAUGCAUAUAGCAGAUAUUUCUAUCCAAAGUAGGAUAUGAGAAAUUCACCACAGAGACAAUCCAAAUUUUUUGCUUUUUUUUAGCAUACACUUUUAAUCAAAAGCAGCUUGCAAUAAAGGAGCAUCAGCAAAAUAUAUUGUACUUGCCACAUUGACAUGGAUCUUGAAGAUGCCCACUGACGUCCCUCUCCCUCACCUCCUCCCUUUGUCAUGGAGUCUGACCCGAACUCCCUCCGUGACCCCUACAAAUCUGUGGAUGACAACGUGGAGCCCCCCGAUCUGGAGUGCGCCAUCUGUUUCUGCCAGUUCAACAACGUCUUCAACACCCCUAAGGUCCUCCACUGCAAGCACACCUUCUGCCUGGAGUGUCUUGCCCGGAUGAACGUGAAGUCCACCCAACCCGACACCAUCCAGUGCCCCCUGUGCCGCGCAUUCACCCCGUUACCCGACUUGGGUCUUCCUAAGCUAGCAAAUGACUCCACGGUGCUGUCUUACCUCCCGGCUGCCAUGCAGCACGUCUACAGCAUCCGCUUCAACCGCAACAAAGGCAAGCUUCAGGUGAAGAGAGUGCCCAGCUCUGCCCCGGUCCUGACGCAGACCGUCAGCCAGUCUCUGGACGUCGGGAACCCAGCGGGCUUGGAGGGUCAGGUGGGCAGAGAGGGGAGCAGAGAGAGGUCCCUACUGAUGACCGUACUGCGAACUCCACUGUGCAAAGCUUUCAUCAUGAGCAUGGUGGCCAUAGUGACCGUCAUUCUCACCAUUGUCAUCAUCAUCACCAACAGGAAGUAAGCCUGAAUACUUCGGUUUUGUGCGCUCGAGGAUGCGUGGGGUGGUGUAACCUUUUUAAUGACGUGUACAAUGUACACAAAGAUCGCACAUGCGCUUUGAAUACUUUUUUGCACUAUUUCCACGAGGUGGCGACACUGGCUCGGCCCGUUGUUUGGCAGUCGACAAAGAAAUGAACCAAGAACAGCAAGAAACUACGACAAAAACCGUGUAGACUUCGGUAUCUCGCUUGCGUUGAGCGCAUGUGUCCACGCACUCUGCAAAUGGCUUUGAAAGACUGUGCAAAGUAUACUGUGGGCUUUAUUAUUACUGGCACUGACUCCAUCUCCAUCAAAAGGUCAAAUGACAGCACAAAAAAAACAAAUAGACAACAUGACAAACACAUUUUUGAAUUUUUCCAGGCUAAGCAAAUCUGAAUUUCCCUUGUCAUGAAGUCUACUGCAAUAUUUAACAACUAAGGAGGAUAGUGGUUACAAAAAAAGUACUGUCAUGGUACCAUGGUGUUUAAGUGCCACUACUAUAGUAAAUGUGCAAAACAUUAUAAAGCCUUGUACCUUGUGUUUCUUGCACAUAGUCAUCUGGUGGUAUGGGUUGGUAAUAAUACUGAGAUACUGUAAACAUAUGGUACUCUUUGGUAUGCUCAAAAUUCUUCAAGGGGGUCUUCAUAACUGUACAGUGUCUUAACAAAAAUGUAUAGUGAGUACUACGUUUUCAAAAUAUUUAUACAGUUGUAGGUUAUCAAAACAAUCAUAUACAGCAAGUUGUGUAACACAAUGUCUUUAACACAGUAAAGACGGGUUUGUCCUGUUUUUAAAACAGGUGGUUUUUAACCUUUUUGACUCAAAGGCCUCCCAUCAGACAACAUGACAUUCAAAGUGUCCCAAUAUAAGGUAUUUCAGGUGUAAGUACAGCAAGACAAAGCUUUUCCCCCAACUUUUUUAAUCAACACAUACUGUGAAAACCACAAUACUUUUGUGAUACCAGAAAAUUUAAAAUAAUAAUUUCAGUUUACGUCUUUAUUGUAGGUUUUUACCAAUUCAGUUUAAAAUCAAUUGGAAAAACUUUACAUUUUUGUAGGUUAUACUUUAAGGGAGGAAUACUAUUUAAGCUGUUGCACAAGCUGUGCAAAUCUUCCCCUCGCGUCGUUUUCAUCCACGUUAAAUUCAUAAAUAUAAUAGAAUUAGAUAGAAUAAACAUUUUUUAGUUCCACGUCCUCCUCCCUGAAUCGAAUGCCUAUACUGCACUAAAUUAUUAUUUAUUUGCAUGGUAAAAGACUAAGACUUGAUUGCCAGCCCUUAUGAAAAUUAACCAUGGUUUUAUACAACAAAAAAAAAUGUUGCAGCGCUGAUUUUUUUUUGUAUUUAUUUUUUAUCUUUUACACUAGCUACCCGUUUUGUAACCACAGUUUUACUACAAAUGCUUUGGUUAAGUGUAGUAAAACCACAUUAUGGUUAUCAUAGUUUAGCCACAUGUAGGCUAGCUAACCUUUUUAGUGUGUGUGAUAAAACCAUGGUUUAUUUUCCUAAGAGAAAGUAUUGUUAACAUGUCAGCACGAAGAAAAUGAAUAUAAAUAGGCUAAACACAAAUAAGAAAACGCUUUCUUAAUUAUAAUAAUUAGUUUUAUUGUGCAUGCUUGUUUACUACCUUGAUGAAUUGUUUCAGUUUCUAAUACCAGCACAGCUAUUAAACUCUUUUUGUCUUAUUUCACAAAGCGAUCACACAGCCAUAGCAUUAUCCAAGUCUGUCAGAAACGACAAAACGAGCUCAGAUCCGACGCCCCUCGCGCGCACCAGAUGGCGUCCUGUCGCCAGAGUUCGUUCACGGAGCUUCAGUAACGUGCUGCUGUCUGCGUAAUGGAAAAGUACCAGAGCCCUGGAGCUGCCCCCUCCGACUCUCUUUGCCUUGUAUGGCUGACAAAACCAAACAAACCACUAAAAAGAUGAUGAGUGCCAUCUGAAACCUCAGAAAUGGGGAAGCAAACUUCUGUGUAACUUAAGUGACCUAAGAUAUGGAGGAUGUGAGGAAAAAUAAAUGAGGAAACCUUUUGCACUGAACUAGCUGGACUUUUUCAGAAUUUUGCAAUGAUACAUCAUUGUGCUAUAGGAAAGAUCUAAAAAUAGCAUGAACGCAAUGACUCCAUAAGCUCUCAUUUAACAUUAGCUAAUGCGUUAGCAUUAAUGCAGUAUCACAAUGAUCCAGAAGUAAUCCAAGCAGCUAAAAUACAAGUCCAUAAACCGUGACAGUGCUUCCUCAGGGACAAAAAGUCCUUCGGUUUUGGUCCUCUCACAUCAAAAAUCCACUGACAUAUUUGUUUUCGCAUGUAAACAAUGCUUGAUCUGUUCGUAUUUGCACUGCUGGUUUAGAUGAGGCAGGAGAAAACAAUAUUAUGGCUAGAGGACUGUUGGAAACAACAGAUUAAAGUUAAACCAUCUAGUUGGAUUUGUUGGUGAGAAACAACUGUUAACUGAUAGACUGUGGAUUAUUUGUGAUGUUUUAAUCCGCUGUGAUGCUGAUUGUGAUGCAGGCUAAUGCUAUUUCUAUGCUAUUUAUAAGCAAACAGACUCAACUACGUCCUGAACAAUGUGAGCUGAGUAAAUGUUCAGCGUAUUUUCAUUUUGGAUGAACCGUUCCUUCGACUAAUCUUUAAAAUGAGACGUUUUUGUAAAGUGUUUUGGAAAUAUCUGGUCUUAAAGUAAAUGUUACAGUCUGGACUGAUUAUAAGCCAUGCUGGUUGUUUCUGCGUGGAUUCGAAUCAGAUGUCCACAGCUCUGAUUUAGAGGCGGCUCGAUUGUUUUAAUGUACUGUAGUGAGGUAAACGCUGGGUAAGACUGAUCAGCAGCGAUUCUUCCAGCUGGUGAAGUCAUAACGCAUCAUACAUCUCUGCCUUUGUAUUGUCACAGCUAAUGCUAAAGCACGUCAGAUGAUGUUUAAGCCAAAGCAAAGACUGAGCGGACCGGACUGUUUGUGUUACUACUCUGCUUGUGAAUUACAAUGCACAAUUGUUCUUUUGCUUUGAAUGUGUUACUGAUGUAGAAAGAGAUUUCAUUGAGUGUGUGUGUGUGUAUGUGUCUGUUUCAUUCAACUAGUGUGGGCUGGUUAUGUGUGUCCUUCAUGGGAACUGGCAGCAAUUUUGUCUGUUCCUUCUCUUUGUGGUCAGAUUUGUUUUGCAUGUUGAGUCUAUGUGUGUGUGUGUGUGUGUGUGUGUGUGUGUGUGUGUGUGUGUGUUUACUAUAUGAAUGAGAGAGAAUGAGAGUUGUGGCACACUGCAUAAAGAGCUUUUAUUGAUGUUUAAGAACUACUAAAUAAUGUUUACCACAGUUAUACUGUCUUUAGUGUUUUCUUUGUUUGUUUGUUUGUUUUUAACAGAGCAAUCUCCAUAAGUAAAAAAUAAAAAGAUGACUUAACUUAAAAUUCCACCAAGUUGUUCAACCCAUGAGUAAAGUCACAUGCCUCUUUUUUGGUCAGCUAACACACUUUAGUAUGUUGAAAAUCGGUGGAAUUGUUUUUUCUGUU